Messenger RNA from Fukomys damarensis (Damara mole-rat), 1689 nucleotides. It is a transcript of the gene Cep19, whose product is annotated as centrosomal protein 19. The coding region runs from base 543 to 1028 and encodes 161 amino acids. Gene Ontology annotation, biological process: trans-Golgi to periciliary membrane compartment transport; microtubule anchoring at centrosome. Gene Ontology annotation, cellular component: ciliary basal body; spindle pole; centrosome. The record is from RefSeq and is a predicted model, not a curated record. Lineage: Eukaryota; Metazoa; Chordata; Mammalia; Rodentia; Bathyergidae. The transcript is spliced from 3 exons.
CUGGACGCCGCGAAGGGCGUGCGGGGCGAGCUGUGGACGCAAGAGGAGCCUGUCUACGCCCGAGAGUGCGCUGCCGCGGACCUGGAGAUCGCGGUGCAGGGCUCAGAGCGCGUGCCCGCAAUCCAGCUGUUCCCACAGCCCCAGCCCCUCAGUGCGCGGGCGCGCCGAGCAGUGGCGCAAUCAUCGUGACGCACUUCCGGGAUGUUGCCUUGGGAACGGCGGGGCACACCCCUCCUUAUGUGUGGGGUUAGUGGUGCAGGAAGACAGACAGCUUGCUGCAGUCCCGGCGACCUCCUCCUCGUCUGCCGGGUGCUCCACCCCACCGUCACGUCACCUGGCUGUGACUGUCGCCUCUGGCGUCAAAGGCGAUUUAAGUGCUCCUCUGUGCAGUGCGGUUGAAUGGAAACAACGCUUUCUUGAGGUUUAGACGUUGGUCUGCAGGAGAAGAUGCACUUUCUGUAUUGGUGUAAGGGAAAUUACUGUGUAGCUGACACAUUUGCAUUGGAUUUCCUCUGAUUUAUCCUGAAAUAUAUAUAAGAACGAUGUACACUGCCAAGAAGUGUGGAGUUAGAUUCCAGCCUCCAGCUGUUAUCUUAAUUUAUGAGAAUGAAGUCAAGGGGAAGAACCGCCAGCGCAUCAUGCCGGUCCGAAACUUCUCCAAGUUCUCAGAUUGCACCAGAGCUGCUGAACAAUUAAAGAAUAAUCCACGCCACAAGAGUUACCUGGAACAGGUAUCCCCAAAGCAGCUAGAGAAGUUGUUUGCUCUUUUACGAGGUCACUUAUGCGGACAGAGUUUGGCAACAACGAUGGAACAAAUCCAGCGGGAAACCAGCAUUGAUCCUGAGGAAGACCUGAACAAACUGGAUGACGAGGAGCUUGCCAAAAGGAAGAGCAUUAUGGACGAGCUCUUUGAGAAAAACCGGAAGAAGAAGGACGACCCAGAUUUUGUUUACGACAUCGAAGUUGAGUUCGCACAGGAUGAACUGCAGUCCUGCAGCUGGGACACAGACUCAGCUGAUGAGUUUUAACACUGGACACUCAACUCACCGGGCCAGCAGCACGCCUGUGUUUUUACAAACAACACAGACUGAUUCUAGAAAAAUCUAUAAAGAACCCUUGGUUGUAAAACCAAGACAUUUAUACCUAUUAUGUAGGUGUGUAAGAAAUACAGGAAAAACAGUAUAGGAGUCUGCCGGUAAGGAGUUUACACACUAAUUAGAAGAUAACUCAGAGGACUUGUGAAAAGAACAUAAAACUUCUAAGCAGCAGAAAGGGUUAGAGGCAGAUGCUUGACAAAGGCCAAAGAAGGUCAGAGCUUAAGUUACUACAGGGGAAAAUCGUCAGGGAAGACUUUUCCUUUUAUUAGAGAGGUGGGGCUUUGCCUGGUCCUGCAGUGGCAGUAUUUAGCUAAAAGCUUACGUAGGAUUCCACAGGAGAGCAACCAGAAAAAAAGGGAAAGUGGUAAAAUGACAAGAAAUUUUUCAAAAAAUGUAUUUUAGCAAAUUUAGUUUGACAAGAUCAGAAGGUGUUUAUGGUUACAGGGAGUUAUCCUGUGUGUCUUUAUUUGUAUUUAAUUCUGUUUUGUGUGUGUUUAACUCUGGCGUGACAGGGUCCCCCGCAAAGUGCCCUGUAGCUGCCAGUGGACAAUCAUGACAAACAGCAGGGGAAUUUUGCCCCUCCAGGAUCAGG